AUGUCUCAUCAUUCCAUCCUUGGUACCUCUGGAAAAAAGCACUUCAGCUCCUGUUCAAUGGCUUCUCCUAAACAUGGCAGCUCUUACCACACAUUAUCUCACUCCUCCAAAUCAGCAGCUCAUAAGACACUGCAUUGCUUUAGCAGCAGAAGUGCCCAUAGUAUGGGUUCCAGGGCAAACAAGGUCUCAAUGGGAAGCUGCCAUUCUGGGAAAACUGGACACGGAUCUGGACACGGAUCUGGAUAUGGAUCUGGUUUCAGUAUUGGAGGUAUUGGUUAUGGAUUUGGGGGAUCUGGUUGCUCUGGAGGUAUCAACAACGUUACUGUGAACCAAGGUCUUCUGGCUCCUCUCAACCUGGAGAUCGACCCAAGCAUUCAGCGAGUGAGGACUGAAGAGAAGAAUCAGAUUAGAGGACUGAAUGACAAAUUUGCUUCUUUCAUUGACAAGGUGAGAUAAUUUUAAUGAAUAUGUGGAAUACAUAAAUAACUGAAUUUGUAGUAUGCAGAUGUACUUCUUAAAAUAGUUAUGCAAAGGUUAAAAAAGGGAAAAGUUAUUUAAUUUUACACUUCUAUAGCCAUUUAUGCUGAUGGUUCAAACUGGUAUCAGUCAGUGUUUUUAUGUCUAAAUUUCAACAAAAUUAAACUAUUUUGCAGUUUACAUCAAAAUAGUGUGCUUUCAGGAGUAUUUUUGCUGCAGAAGCCAAUGUCUACCAAUACCUGCACUUUUAUAUUUUUUUUUAUGAAUUAAAUAUUAUAUAAUGCAAUCCAAGUAUGUGCAAUGUAAGUACAGCUAGAUCUACAAUAAGUGUUAACUAUUUCGUUAGGGUAUUAUCUAGAUAUGCUAUUAAAGAAUGAGCUACUAACUUCUGAAUGUUUUGGGAUAAAAGUAAUGUCUACAGCAGGGUUAGGCAACCUUCAGCACUCCAGAUGUUGUGGACUACAUUACCUAUAAUGCUCUUACAGUCAUAAUGCUAGCAAAGCAUGAGGGGAGAUGUUUUCCACAACAUCUAGAGAGCCAAAGGAUGCCUAUCUCUGGUCUAGAGACUUGUAUGGGUUACUAAAUUUCUAUUGCAGUCUAAUAUUAAUAAUAAUAAAAAUACUAUUUUCAUUACAUGCUGAAAUAAGGCAUGCCUCUAUGUCACUUGUAGUACAGUUUGCACAUUUCCUAAGAUAUCAUUAGACACCUUGUACUAUAUGGUAUAGUAAUAUAUAUGUUCCUAACAAAAAGUAUAAAAAUAUUUUUUUUCUAGGUUAGAUUUUUGGAACAGCAGAAUAAAAUGCUGGAGACAAAGUGGUCUUUAUUACAAGAACAGAGAAGUGCCCACUUUCAGAUAGAACCACUGUUUGAGGCUUUUAUUGGUAACCUCAGGAGACAGCUGGAGAGUCUGGGAUGUGAAAGAGAACGUCUGGACUCAGAAAGGAACAAUAUGGAGCAAUCUGUGGAAGAACUAAGGAGAAGGUAUGCUGCUAUUUAGAUAGUUUAUAAUAUAAUAUAAUAAAUAAAUACAUUAAAAUAAUUCACUCGUACUGCAACACUAUGGAGUUAUUGAGAUAUAUCAUCAUAUAUAUCCAACACAUCAUUUGUCUAUAAUUUUGCAUGUGCUCUCAAAAUGUAUUUAAGAGUCCAGUUCACUUUAAUAUUAUUAUGAAGAAAAUGUAAACUUAAAGGUUUCUUGAGAAAAAGCACCCUGUAUAUUUAGAAUUCUGUAUGCUUGUUAUUAAUGUUUAACAUUCUAUUGUAGAUAUGAAGAAGAAGUAAACAGACGCGCAGCUGCAGAGAAUGAGUUUGUUGGAAUAAAGAGGGUGAGUGAUAUCAUACAUAAAUUGAAUCUAUAUGUAAAAGAAUAACAAAUAUAAACAUAUAUCUAUAAUUUUACUGUUACUAUGCAUUCAUCUCUUCUUCAGGAUGUAGACGCAGCUUUUAUAAAUAGAGCGGAAUUACAAGGAAAGGCUGAUUCCCUGAAUGAAGAGAUCAGUUUCUUGAGGACUCUGUAUGAUGCGGUAAAUAUAGUUUCACUUUUCUCUGUAGCUAAUUUGGAAAGAUUUAAUAUCCAUGACAUCAGUCAUUUUACAAGGAAUGCAAAAUAAAUAUGAAGUAUAUUUACGACCCCAAAUAUAUCUAAGUAAGUCAGUUUAGAAUUCCUUUAUGUUAAUAAUGAACUUAUUAUACGUGAGAAAAUUGAGUCUUUUACAACAUGCCUCGUCUGUUCUUUGUAUCCUCAUAGGAAAUUUCCCAGCUCCAGGCUCAGAUCUCAGACACCUCAGUGGUUGUAUCCAUGGAUAACAGUCGGAAUCUGGACCUGGAUGGAAUCAUUGCUGAGGUCAGAUCUCAAUAUGAGGACAUUGCUAACAGGAGCAGAGCUGAGGCGGAGGCCACGUACCAGUCACGGGUGAGUCUAUCCAAUUCAAAUCAUACAGAUCAUUAACUAUAAAAAAAUGUUUCUAUACUAAUUUUUCUUUUGUCUUUGGCAGUUUGAGGAGCUUCAGACAGCGGCAGGAAGGAAUGGGAACAAUCUGCAGAACAGCAGAGAUGAGAUCUGUGAAUUAAAUCGUGCAAUUCAGGGACUGAGGGGAGAAAUUGACAAUGUAAAAGCACAGGUAAAACACGUUUUACUUCAAGUGUGUCAACCAGGUAGUUGAAGAGAAAAAAUUAAAUAAAAUUUAGAUUCAGCAAAAUCAGCACUUCAAUUGAUAUUGUUAACGUUUCCCAACUGUAUUCCUUUGAAACAGUUACAAUCAAAAACAGAAGUGUAACUACGAGUAAUAUAUUAAUGUAUAAAAACAUUUCAGCGCUCUGCACUUGAAUCUGCAAUAAAUGAAGCUGAGGAACGUGGAGAAUCGGCUGUCAGAGAUGCCAAGAACAAGCUUUCUGAGCUGGAAGGUGCUCUACAGAAGGCCAAGCAGGAUAUGGCUCGUCAACUGCGAGAAUACCAGGAGCUGAUGAAUGUGAAACUGGCUCUGGAUAUUGAGAUCGCCACCUACAGGAAGAUGCUGGAAGGAGAGGAGGGCAGGUGAGUGCAAUAUCCUACUGAGAGCUAACUAGGUAUUCAUACAAACCCUGCACUCAUCAGGUUUCUAACUGUGGACCUACAUCAUUAUGUUCCUAUUUGUUCUCAUCAUUGAGUCUUUUAGUAGGACAAAUUUUAAUAGCAAUCUCUUUAUGUCGAUCUCAACAUCUCAGUUCUUUAAUCUGCUCUUUAUUGUUUUAUUCUAUAAUAGUAAUCUUCUGCAUCAAGUUUUAAUCUCUACAACAAUGCACCUGUAUCAGACAUUAUAGCAGUACUUUCACUUCCUUUGAUUUGUAAUACAUGUUUACUUAUCCCCAUAAUAACAAAUAUGUGUUUGUGAGAAAGUUGUGGAAAUAGCAACAAGCAUUAAAGAAGAACUAGAAAUUAGAAAGACAAAUAUAUGCUUUGAAUGUUAGAGGUAAUCCUGGCUUUAAAAAUCAUGCCCCCUUUCUAACUCAAAUAAAACAGUUUCAUUUACCUUUAAUCCCAUUCCAUGACAGUCUUUCUAAGGCCGCGAGUCCAUCCCUGUCUGAGAUCAUCAUUACUGAAUAUCUUAACCAAUAUUCUAUAGAGAAGCAUUCAGGGUCUACUGAGCACAUAGAUAUAGAUAGAUCCCCCCAAGGAUUAUAUAGUGUCAGGAAAACCGGUUUGUGAUCUUUAAUUAUUGGUGCUAUAUCUCAUGUUGUCUUUAUUUAAAAGAACAAUUUUUUUAACAAAAGGAAUAUGGAAUAUGUUUUUGCAAAUUUGUAUUGGGUCAUGUGACCGGACUGUCUACAUGAUACCCUUUAUAAGCUACAGAUAUACUUAUUUUAGUAUACAGGACUGAGUCCUCACAGGCAGCCAAAACAUUAUUUUUCUUGGGGAUGACAGACUCCCAGUAAACAUUUGGCACAUACCAGCUGUUUUAACCUUUAUUCCAUACUGGUUGCAAAGUAGAACACGUAUUACAGAUGUAGUAACUCACUAAGGCUCUAAAAUUAAAAAAAAACGUAUACAUUUGAAAUAGAAUUCCAAAUGUUAAAGAACUAUAAAUUUGAAAUCAAAUGCCAUUACAUUAUUACCAUUUAUUAUUUUGACCAAAUGUGAGAAAGAAAUUUAGUGCUAAACUAAUACUUUUUUUUGUUUUGUUUUAGGUUGACUGCACAUGACUCUGUUAAUAUAUGUAAGUGAGGCAAUAUUUAAACAAUUUAAUUAAAUUAACAAGGACAUAUGCAUACAUAGAUUAAGUGUGUAACUCACUUGUUAACCUCACACUUUAAAUUCUGAAUAAGGUACACUGUCAAUUUCCUCUAUCCAGUGUUGAUCUAUACAUUGUUUUACAUUGUAGGCAAUGUUAGUAACAAUUGCUGAUUAUCAUGUAACACACAAACACGGUGGUCACCCACACAUACAUAUACAAAUGUGCUUAGUAAUAUGCUUACUGUAUAUGUGUAACAGAUCUUAAUGUAACAUUUUAAGUACAAUUCAGACUAUAAUAAACACAUUUUAAUAGAUUUUUUUAAGAAGUCUUUAAACUUGUUUUUAAUUGAAUGUUUUUUAUUUGUAAAUAGUCCCUUGUUAUGUAUAUUUCUCUAUAUAUUUCAUGUUUAUUACAGACCUUAAAUGGCUCCUUCUUUGGUUGAAGAUUUGAGUCCAGUCAAGUUCAAAUAGUUAACUUUCUACAUCCAUGUUUUUCAAUAAAUGUUUAACAUUCUACAUUCAUGUCUUUCAGCUGUGCUACAUUCUAGCACUGGAGGAAAAUCCAGCUCAGGCGGGAAGUCCCAUGGUACAAGUGAUCAUAAAGGAGGAUUCAGUUCAAGCAGUGGGAGGAGCUUUAGCCACCUCUCCAAAAGCAAACACAGCUCUGGCCACGGACACCACUGCUAAAGUAGAAGCUAGCCAUACAUAUAUUAGAGCAAAAGUGAAAGUAUAGAUUGUAGUGAAAUCACUGGCACUAUAUAUUAUCAAUCUGCUAUAUUGAUCUAUUUGGUAUUCACCAUGCAUAGAUCAUUCUCAUUUGCAAACUCAAAAUAUUUCUAUUCCCCAUCUUCUCUUAGGAUAAUCCUCACUCAUAUGUUGUAAAUAUAAGCUUUACUACCUAUCUGUACUGUUUCUCUUCAAUAAAAUGGUAUUCAUUCAACAAUGCUUGACAACAUUGUGUUUAUUGUAAAUUGUUUAAGAAUUAACACAUUAUGGCAUUACGUGUCAUAGGAAGAUUUAUUUGAGGCGAUAAAAAUUCUCUACAAUGAAAUACUAGAUUGUGGUGUUGCACACAUUAUCAUGGCCUUGGUUUAAUAUUUUUAGAUAAGCUUUUUAAAAGAUUCAAUAUAUUUUUUUUAUAAACUUUGAAAAUGAUUUCAUUUUUUUAAACAUAAUUAGAUUUUUUUAUAUAUUUAAUCUUUAUUGAAAAAUGUUUUUCUUAUUUUUUUCCUUUUUCUUUUGUAAUAUUUCCUUUUUUUUCUUUUUAAAGAAAAAGGUAUUAACAUACAUUGUUACAAAAAAAAAAACAAUUAGACAUUAAACAUUAGACAUUAAACAUUAAAAGGAAAAUAACAUGAGGUAUGUGUAAAAACAUUACAAUUCGAUCACUUUCAAUACAAAAAGGGAGGGAGAUUUUCAAUAUAUACAAUAAUUCCUAAAAUACUUUUUUCCUCUUUUUUUCCUUUCUUUCCCUACUUCCUUCCUUUCCCUUCUCCUUUUGUCUAUCAAGUCCCAACCUUAUAUAUUUAUACUUUUAAUGAAAUUUCCUACCUACCUAUAUUAAUCCAGAAAGAAAAAAAAAACCAGACUGCCCUUUGCUGAGAGUUAGUUGCAUAUUACUCCUAGGAACCUAAAAACAGAACAUUUGACAAUCAUUCUUUCUACCAAUCAGGCUCCGUAAAACUAUGGCUAAUUUAGAAAUUUAUGCACAGGUUCCACUACCCUAUCUACAAUUCCCGAACGUAUAAACCUUAAUGUAUGUUAAGUCUCAUUUCUUCUUCAUAAUUUUACAAUCCAUUUCUGCCAUUGUUCAAUUCGUGGAUUGUAAUAAUUGUCUUGUCUCAAUAUCCCUAUUUCCAUUUUACAAUUAUUCAAGACCUGAUGUUUUAUCAUCUCCCAAGACGGGGAAUGUGAAGUUUUCCAAAAUCUUGCAAGAGUGGCUUUAGUUUCUACAAGGAUGUGGAUAAUUUGGAAUUGUGGGCCAUCCAAUAUGUAAUAUCAUAGAACUACAAGUAAAAUCAAGAUCCACCUCUAUUUCUUCCCUACAGAAUUUCGCUAAUAAUUAGAUUUUGUUUCCAUACAUUUAUUAACUUUUAAUAUAUGAUGUAAUUUUAAUUAUUACAUAUUUUGAAAAAAAAGUUUGCCAAAAAAUAUUAAUUUGUAUAGCUUUUCUAAAAUAUUCAAUCAUUUGAACAGCUUAUCUAAAAAUAUUAAAUGAAGCCAUAUACUAGAUAUUAUCACAUCAUACAUUACUAUUUUAAUAAAUAUGAAUGGGCAUUAUGGCGAUAUAUUACUUGUGUAAGCCUCAAAACAUAAUGUUCAUUCCUUGCAUAAAAAUACCCCUCUAGAAUGCAUGGCACGAUUUAUGCUCCCAAUACGUGAAACAAAAACAAGACUUACUUAUUGGCUUUAUUGUAAAAGAGCUGGUUUCAAAGUUCAAAAAUAAAUAAAAAUAUAGAUGUCUUUCAAAAAAACUUUCAAAAAUAUUCACUAAGUCACAAUGGCCCUAUCAAAUGGGGUAAAACAAUUCGGCUGCCUAUCCAGCAAUAUUAAAUUGAGGCCAAAAUCCACUGUGUAGUGAAUAACCCAUCAGUUCUGAGCAUUGCUUGAAGUGACACAGUUGCUGAAGGAUAUAUGCACAAAUGGUAAGUUUUAUUGUCUGUAUUACUUUACAUAAAAAAACAGAAAUAGAAACAGAGAUAGAGGUAGAAAUGGUGCAGUAUUGUGAAUGUGACAAUGACAUUGGCUUAUUGUCUUCUCUUUUGGAAGACAAUAAAGAAACAUGUGACUCUCAUAUGAUACCUGCCAAAGCACAGGUAGGAAUAGAAAAGAUUACCAUUCCAGAACAAGUUUGUACUUUUUCCAUCCUUUCAUCUUCUAUGAAGAAACAUAGCAGAUAAAGUGCUUUUAUGUUAGCUUAAAAAGAAGGCACUCAGAAAAGUAUGAUCAGUCGGCAGAGUCCUGACCAAAAACUCCAAUGACUUUUCUUUUCAUUUGUGAAAUGUACUUUAUGAUGAAGUGUAGUUGCAGAGAUAAGCACAAUCAUAUAGUUAAAGGACCACUAUAGUGCCAGGAAAACAUACUAGUUUUCCUGGCACUAUAGUGCCCUGAGGGUGCCCCCACCCUCAGGGUCCCCCUCCCGCCCGGCUCUGGAAAGGGGAAAAGGGGUUAAACUUACCUUUUUCCAGCGCUGGGCGGAGAGCUCUCCUCCUCCGAUCCACCUCUUCUCCUCCCAUGCAGCUGAAUGCGCACGCGCGGCAAAAGCUGCGCGCGCAUUCAGCCGGUCACAUAGGAAAGCAUUCAUAAUGCUUUCCUAUGGACGCUGGCGUGCUCUCACUGUGAAAAUCACAGUGAGAAGCACGCAAGCGCCUCUAGUGGCUGUCAAUGAGACAGCCACUAGAGGAAAUAGGGGAAGGCUUAACCCAUUCACAAAUAUAGCAGUUUCUCUGAAACUGCUAUGUUUAUGAAAAAAUGGGUUAACCCUAGCUGGACCUGGCACCCAGACCACUUCAUUAAGCUGAAGUGGUCUGGGUGCCUAGAGUGGUCCUUUAAAACACUCUCGUUUCGUUUAUCUACUAAAAGAAAGUGGUUGGAUGUCUCAGCCCAAACUACAUAGCUAAAGACAGCAUUCAGGCCAACUAAGGAAAUGCAGUCACUGUGGUUGGCUUUCACAUAGGACACAAGCUCAGGGGUAGAUCCAGAACCCCAUUUUUGGAGGAUCAAUAGAGGGUUAUUUAAUUGCAUGACUUUAGAAUAAUGCCUGAAGAGAUUACAGAUAUAUCCGAUUCAGAGAAUUUCUCAACUCAACUACAGUCACAACUUAUUGCACACACAAUUAGCCUCCUUUUUGUCAUUUGAAUUUGUAAUUUGCUACAAUUUGAUCAUCAGUAAAUAAAUAAUAAUAAAGUCAAUGCACAGAAUGUUGAGAUGUGCAUUCAGUGGUGUAAUUGUUUGGACGGUUAGUAUAUAUGUGUGCAGUCGUGUGAUUGUGUGUUGUGUUUGCCUAUCUUCCUCCCUUACCAAUGCACUUCUCAUUUACUCCUAUGUAUAUCUCCCUGUAACGGAGCUCCAGUACUCCAACCGAGUACCUCCGUUGAUGGAUGUUCCUAGUGCUAUCCGAGGGCUCCAAGCGCUUCUCCAGACACCAUAAACAUUGCAGACUGAACCUCUCUUCCUGCAGAGAGUGAAGCUGGAACACGCUCUUAAAAGAGCUUAGUGAUUAUAGCUAGGGGAGUAUGUAGAGUAUAGCAAUCCCCCAGUGUAGAUGCAGCCUUUUCCCCCAAAUCAUAAGACGAGGCUAUAUGUUGAAGGUCAAAACAGACAGAGCUGUGUUUUUUUUGCCCUAUAUACAAAUUGUACACAUAAAGUAACACCCACAGGGUUUUGUGGAACAUCCAAUCAAACCCGUAAUAUACAGUAAAACACUCCUAUUCAUUCCCACAAAAUCCUCCCCUCUGCCUGUGAUAUAAUUACUGUACACAAUGGGUUAAUGUAAUUAUCACAGGCAGGAAAAAUAUACUUUUUAUACAUGUACUGUAACUUUAAAACUAUACAUUCAAUCUCCACAAAAUUAAUAUAUUAUUAAUCAGCACACUUUAAAUAUAAACAUAUCCAAAAUUCAGGCCAAUCCUUCCAGGGGUUAAAAAGGUAGCUGGAAGUCCUUUGUGACCAAGCACAUUUUCAUGCCCAAAACAGUUCCAUGGAUUUGGGCUGUGCGGUCGGUCAAUUUCACACUGAAAAAUGACUAAGUCCCAUUCGAACAUGAGUUCGAAUCGCCGAACGCGACUUAGCCUCCAGCCACAGUGUCAAAGUGGAGGAGAAGGUACGGGUCAGCGGUGUUCGUGCAAUUGGGUAGCCGAAAACAGUUCCAUAGAUUUGGCUGCACACACCGCUGACCGCAUGCAAAUUAAUAAAGAUGGUCGCCGCCACAUGUUCAUUUGUACGAACGGCGGCAACCCAGCGGUCGGCAAUUUACCUACAGCAACCUCCCAGCCUGGGAGGUAAAUAAGCCACACACUUAAACUUCUGGGUGGUCCGCCUAUGCAAUACUUGGUUCAGUAAGCUCCAUUUACUGAACCAAGUGUGAAAAAGCCAUGCACACAGAAUGGCCCUAUGAAAUGGGGUAAAACCAUCCGGCUGCCUAUCCAGCAAUAUUAAAUUGAGGCCAAAAUCCAGUGUGUAGUGAAUAACCCGUCAGUUCUCAGCAUUGCUUGAAGUGACACAGUUACUGAAGGAUGUACGCACAAAUGGUAAAUUUUAUUGUCUGUGUUACUUUACAUAAAAAACAGAUAUAGAAAAAGAGAUAGAGGUAGAAAUGAUGCAAUAUUGUGAAUGUGACAAUGACAUUGGCAGUACGAAUAAUUACUCUUGUAUGAGACAAUAAAGAAACCAAUGUAGAAUAUGUGACUCUCAUAUGAUACCUGCCAAAGCACAGGUAGGAAUAGAAAAGAUUACCAUUUCAGAACAAGUUUGUACUUUUUCCAUCCUAUCAUCUUCUAUAAAGAAACAUAGCAGAUAAAGUGCUUUUCUGUUAGUUUAAAAAGAAGGCACUCAGAAAAGGAUGAUCAGUCGGCAGAGUCCUGACCAAAAACUCAAAUGGCUUUUCUUUUCAUUUGUGAAAUGUACUUUAUGAUGAAGUGUAGUUGCAGAUAUAAGCACAAUCAUAAAGUUAAAACACUCUUUCUCGUUUAGCUUGUCUACUAAACAGUUAACUAUUAAAAGAAAGUGGUUAGAUGUCUCAGCCCAAACUACAUAUCUAAAGACAUAUCUCCCUAUUCCCACACUAUACAUUUAUCUGUCCCAAACUUUGUGUAUCUUCCCAUAACUCCUCCUUCCCCCACUUGAGGACCUCUAUAUAAUGCCCAAUUUGUGUGUCUCUCAUCAUAUCACCUUUUCCUCCACAACUUGUGUAUUUUUUGUGUAGCAUUCUGCAAAACAUGUUUUUAUUUUUUUGUGCAAAAAUCAUAAAGAUUUGAUCAUGCAGAAAUAUAACAUAACAAUGAGGCUAAAACUGGAUUUUAAUGAGGCUAAAAACGGCAUAAUUUGCAAAGUCUUCCAAAUAUGACAUCUCAGCUUAGUUGAUAGUGGUCAUGGUGUCUAGUGGAUCGUGGGUAUACUUAUCUAAAGCAUUACCUCGCAGCCACAUCCAUCUUCAUCCUGAUGAACAACUUCAUCUGCCAGGAGUUGUGUCAGUGUGUGAAUGUUUUGGCUGAGUUACAUGUCAAUUCUUCUUGCCUUUACGUGCCAUAUCUGCUGACGGGAUUUGUACAGAAACAUUUUGCCAAAUUACAGUGGUAGCAUGGUGAUACCAUCUACAUUAGUCAGACAGGCCAAAAAAGGUUUCAAGAAUGCCAAGUUAAAGUGAUACAAGGCUGUUGUCUGCCAAAAAACAAGUGCAAACAAGUUCAAGUCCUCAUGGGUUUUUCCUCUGGUUAAAUCAGAAUUUCUCCUUAUUUAAAGGACAACUGUCAAUAUUUUUAAUAUCAUAACACUGUCAUCAAGCUAAAAUUUGAUAAAUUGCAUUUUUUGUUAAAAAUGUGCUGCAGGGAAAUAAUAUAUAUUUCAUUAGUAGAUAAGGAACAUUUGAAUGACUAUUUCUUCAAACAUAAAAGUCAAGAUUUGAAAAAAUAUGGCAGAAUAAAUUGUCAAGCCAUCUAUUACUUAAAGUACUUUAACCCCUUAAGGACUGAGCCAAUUGUAGAAGUUGUGAUCAAAACAAAACGGAAACAAAACCCUGAAUUUGCGCUAUAUGUAUGUUCAGGCGUAAUUCACCUAUUCAAACUUAGCGUUCAUAUUUAAUUGUGAGUGAAAAAUGCAAAAAACUAAAUUGAACGCUAAUUUUGGCCAGUGUUUGUGGCUACUACAAAAGACUGGACAUACCCCAUUUGCAAUACCCUGGAUUGUCUACUUGUAUAAAUGGUAUGCCAUCAUGGGGCUAAUUAUCAUUCCUGGCUACCAUACGGUCUCAAAGGCAACAUAAUCAAUAGGGGAAAUUUCAAUGUGAAAAAAAGGAAAUUCAAGCCUUGUAUUCAACUCAGUAACUUUUGAAAACACCAUAAAAUCUGUACAUGGAGAGUACCGUUAUACUCGGGAGACUACACCAAACCAAAUAUUAGUGUUUUAAAAUAGUAAAAUGUAUCACAACAAUUAUAUCAUCAGUGAAAGUACCAAUUGUGUUUGAAAAUGCAAACAACUGAAUUUUGACUGACGAUUUCAUCAUUGGGCUAUGUUUUACUGGUUUUAAACGCUAAUAUUUGUGUUCAGCGAAGUCUCUCGAAUAAAACAGUACCCCCCAUAUGUGAAUGUAUGUAUAUAUAUAUAUAUAUAUAAUUUUUAAAAUUAUUUUUAUUUAUAUAUAUCUAUAUGCACAUUUAGAUAGAUAGAUAGAUAGAUACAUAUAUGUAUUUAUAACAAAAUAGAAUAUAAUAUGGUGACAGCAAUAUACACCAAAUGUGAACAAGAUAAGAACAUGCAAUGUUACCCUUUAUCUUGAAUUUUCACAUAAAUGUCCUAAAAAUAUAAAAUACAUCACAUAGUAUAGUCUGUAUAUAAAGGACAAAUAAAAUAAAAUAUAAAAUAGCCCACUCACGUGGUGCUGAGCCUUAAAAGAGUGGCUCAGACUACAAGCGCCUUUUAAGAUAUCCUGGAGACCCAAAUGCCAGCCAGCAAGUUAAGGUAGUUCCUUCCGAAGUUUCUCUUUGAUAGAUUCCAAAUAGAGAAAUACUGGAACAAAUAAACCUUUAUUUUGCUUUAAAUCAUAUAAAAAAGCAUAUAAGCAUAAAAUGGAAUCUCCAAUUAUAUUGCACUAACGCGUUUCGACCAGUAGUGGUCUUUAUCAAAGUGCUACAUAUCUUCACAAAUUAUUCAUUUAUAUAUCUUUAAAAAAGGCGCACUCAGUUUCCCCGCCGGUUCACUUCCGGUUUCCGGUCGUGAUCCCCGAUCAGCUGGCUUUCGGUUUACGAUUUACGGCAUACGUCCAAAGGGCAUUUCCGGUUUGCGUCAUACGCACUUCCGGGUCAGCGGUCAUGUCAUUUUGUAGUCCUAUGGAUGCUUAUGAGUCAGUGGCCAUAUUAUUUUGUAGUCCUGUAGAUGUCCGGCGAAAAAGUCCUCUCUCAAUUUUCUUUAAUACAUAUUUCCACUUUUGGAAAGUCUUUAAUACACAUAUCUAUUUAGAAAUUUUUUUAGUGUAUAUGUCCGUUAGAUACUCUUAAAAUAAACAUGAAAUGCAUCUAUAAAAUAGCAUGUUCUUCUAAACAUAAAAAUAUUAUAAAUCUAAAUAUUAUGCUCCCAGGGAAUGAAGUAUAUAAUAUAGGAAAGAGAAAAAGAGAAAAAAAUUCUCAUUAAAAUAUAUAAUAGAUAUCAUUUAAAAAUUAUAAAUAUAAUAUAAAAAAUAAAAGGAGAAAAAUAAAGGAGAAGCAAUGUAAAACAACAAUUCAUCAUAAGAAUAAUAUAAAAUUAUGAUAAAAUUUUAUUAUAAAAAAGAGGCAAUUUCAAAAUCCACAUUUAGUCCUUCAGGGGUUAAGGUGUUUAAAUUGAACAUCCACCCCAUUUCUGCUCUACUUAAAAUAUUUUCUUUACAACCUCCUCUCCAAUGAACUUUAAUCUUCUCGAUACCAAUAAAUUUAAGACCAUCUGGGUUACCAUUAUGGUAUUCUAAAAAAUGUUUCAAAACACUAUGAUUAACAAUUUUUUUCUUUAUAUUAUUAAUGUGUUCCCCCACUCUAACUUUUAAUUUUCUAAUCGUUUUACCAAUAUAUUGGUAACCACAUGGACAGGUUAAAAGGUAUAUAACAUUAGUUGUAUUACAUGUAAUAAGUGAAUGUAUUUUGUACUCUUCUCCUGAAGUUCUAUUCGUUUUUUAUACUUUUUUUUGUGUUCCUUUUUAAUCUGCACCCAGUGCAAUCUCCACAAUAGUAGAAACCUACUUGUCCUUCUAAAAAAUUAUUUUACCCUGCUUUUCCUUAUCUAAGAAACUUUUUGUUAAAAUUUGGCUAAAAUUCCUAGCUCCUCUAAAAAUAAAUUGAGGUCUAUCUGGCAAAUAAGGUAAAAGGUCUUUAUCUUCCUUUAGCACAUGCCAAUUUUUUUAAAAAAUAUUACAUACUGAUCUGUUAUUAGUACUGAAAUUUAAAAUCAAAGGAAUAAAAUCAUCUUUUUUCUUUUUCUCCUUAUUCUUAUAUUUUAAAAGUUGACUCCUUCAUCUCUAGCAUUCUUAAUAGAGAUAGGAUCAUAUCCCUUAUCUAUAAAUUGUUGCAUUAAAUUACAAGAUUGAUUCUGAUAAUCUUUAAGAUCCGUACAGUUCCUCCUUAGUCUGAGAAACUGUCCCUUUGGUACAUUUUCCAACCAAGGUUUAAAGUGACAGCUGCGUAAAUCUAUAAAACUAUUAACGUCAACCUUCUUAAAAUGAGUUUUACUCUUAAUUUGGUUCAAUUCAAUAAAAAUAUCCAAAUCUAAAAAGGUGAUACUCUGAUUACUAAUAUUGGAGACAAGUUUAAUAUUCCAAUCAUUGGAAUUUAAAAAAUCAAAAAAUUUAGUCAAAGAAUCUUCAUCUCCUUUCCAGAUAAUAAAAAUAUUGUCUAAAUAACGCUUAUAGAGGGCCAGGUUUGCUCCCAAAUCUGCAGCUGGGAGGACAAACGUUUCCUCCCAGUAUGAAAUAAAUAAAUUUGCAUAACUGGGAGCAAACCUGGUCCCCAUAGCUGUUCCUUGGAUCUGUAGGUAAAAUUGGUCUUCAUACCAGAAAAAAAUAUUUUUUAAUAUGAUUUCUAUCCCUUUUAAAAUGAAGUCGACUUGUAACUUAUUAAAAUCCCCAAAUUUAUUUAAAAAAUGUCUCGCUGCAUCACAUCCUCUAUCAUGAGUUAUAUUUGUAUACAGACUGCUGACAUCACAAGUUGCCAUGAUAUAUUCCUUAUCCCAUUUAAAAUUUUCCAGAAUAUUCAAUAGGCUCACUGUGUCUUUUAAGUAGGUUGGACAUUUUUUAACUAAAUCCUGUAAAAAUUGAUCAAUAUAUUGUGAUAAAUUGGACAGAAGUGAUCCUAUGCCAGAUACUAUUGGCCUUCCAGGUGGGUUAAAAACAUCUUUAUGUAUUUUAGGCAAUACAUAAAUUACUGGUAUUCUUGGAUGCUCCACUUUUAAAAAUGUAUAUUCCUUCUUAUGCAAAAUUCCUAUUUCCAUCCCUUCUUUUAAAAAACUUUCAUACUCUUCCUUUAUUUUACUUAAUGGAUUGCCAUCUAGUUUCAAAUUGGUAGUGUUAUCAUCUAAUUGAUUCUGGAUUUCUUUUAAAUAUUUAUUCUUUUGCCAGAUCACCACGCCUCCUCCUUUAUCUGCCGGUUUUAUUAUUAUGGAUUUGUCUUCUUUUAAGUCUUUUAAUGCAAAUUUUUCUUUUUUUGUUAAAUUUUUUUGAUAUUUAUUGAGUGGAUUUAACUUUCUCAAAUCCUUAAGACAUAAUUUUUCGAAGACCUUCAUUGCUUCCGUUUUUUUAUUUAAUGGAUAAAAUGAAGAUUUUUGUUUCAAAUCUGUGUGUUUAUAAGAAUUAUCAAUAUCUACCUCUUUAGGUAUGAAACCUUUAAAAAAAAAAUGUAAGAUAUAAUUUACGAAAAAAUCUACUCAGAUCUAAAAAACUGUCAAAUUUCUCAGCCUCACAACUUGGUGAGAACUUAAAACCUUUCUGUAAAACAGACAAAUGAGUAUCUGUUAAAAUUUUAUCAGAAAGGUUAAAAAUAGGGAUGGAUUUAUCUUCUAGUUUCUCCUCCCUUUCUCGUAUUUUUUUCUCUUUCUUUCUUCCUCUACUUCUCCUUCUUCCAUUUCCCUUGUUCUCUUUAAUGGAGUAUUUACUUUUCUCCUGUUUAGGUAUGCUGGACCUAAAAAAAGGUCCUGAUUUUCUUCCCCAAGGUCUCUUAACUUUUCAAAUCUAUUAAAGGAAAAAGUCCUUUGUGGGGAGGUUCUUUUAUAUAUAUCACUUUUAUAUAGUGGGGGAUUACUAGGUUCUCUUCUAUUAGAAUUCCUUCUUCUCCGGGGGGGGGGUAACUUUUUUCCAUUCUUCUUCCUUUCUAAAUGGAACUCUAUCUGUAAAAUAUUCUCUUCUAUUUUUCUCUUGUUCCUCCCUUAUUUGAUGUUGAUGUGUGAUAUCCAUAUUUUUCCUUUUAGUUAUAUUUGCUUUAUUAUAAUAGGGUCCACUUUUUCUGUUUUUGUCUUUAUUUAUUUCCAAAGAUGAAAAAUUCCUAAUUUUUCCCUGAGCAUAAUCAUCCAUGUCUCAUUUAAACUUCCUUCUUUUAGUUUCUAUAAUCUUUUUUUCUAACCUAACAAUUUUUUCUAUCAUUUUUUUAUUGAUGCUUUCAAAUUCAUCCAUCUGUAUAAAGGGUUCUAAUUUUAUCUGAAUAUCUUUAAUUUUCUCUUCUAAUUGAUGCAGAGUCUGACCCCUCUGCUCUAUUAUAAUUCCUAUCAUAUGGAAUGAAAAUGAUUCUAACGAAUUAUUCCAUAUAAUCAUGAAGACCUCAUGAUCUUGAUCAAAAGUGGGAAAUUUUUGAAACCUUAAACCUCUUGUUUUUUUUUAUAUGUGUAACAUAUCUUUCUAAUUUAAAAACCUCCCAUUUUAUUUUCAUUUCUCUAAUUAGUAACUUUUCCAAUUGAUCACAUAUAUAUAAACAAAUCAAAGAGGGCUGCACUCACCUGAACAUGCAUACAUUAUAGGGUGCUGCUGGGGCCAAAAUAUACAAAAUACAGAAUCCAGCGCACUUGCUUAUUCACUAAACAAUGAUUUCAAAUCUUAGAGAUUGUAAUAGUUUUAUUUAAAACCACCUUACCUAGGCAAAAAAUGAAGGGGGUUUAGUUACAUUAUAUGAUCAUACAUUGCAUAAGCCUGCCAACUACGUCAAAGUCCCCUAUAUUCGGCAGGUCCUAUCCUAGCAGCCUAAUGCUUGCUCUUAUGAGAUUAAUCCACUUAAUUGGGAAAUGCUUCCCUACUGGGACUCUCUGCAAGUCAAGGCCAAAUAGGGUCCUGGAACGAGGCACCUGUGCAAAUCCAAGGAGGUGCAAAUCCAAGGAGCUGGCCUGGACUAUCAUGUAACUAAACCGCCAUCAUUUUUUGCCUAGGUGAGGUGAUUUGAAAUCAUUGUUUAGUGAAUAAGCGAGUGUGCUGGAUUCUGUAUUUUAUAUAUAUAUAUAUGUAUAUAUAUAUAUAUAUAAGAUCCGAGUACUUUUACUUACUUUAUUAAACUUUUUAUUAACUUUUAAUAACUUUAUAAACUUUUUUGCAGGGAUUAGGGGGACUGCCUGAGAGCGCAGGCAGGCCCCCUGCAGUCAGUGCAUAAGCCGGCUUUUUCGGCCAUGUGAUCGCAAAGACCGUAUGGCCGGGCAGAGGAUGUGUGCCUGAGCUCCCAGGCAGACCCCAGGAUCGCUAUUGCCAUUGGGGGAAGGUCAGGGACCAGGUAAGUACAAAGAAUGGCGGGGACGUUCUAUGCCGCUUUGGACCACCCAAAAUGGAAGUCAUGCCGCCUGCCGUCCUUAAGAGGUUAAACUAAAGGAAGCCAACAAUAAAUGCAUUUAGCUUUGAUGACAUAGGUGUGUUAAAGUUUUAUUUCUGUGAAAUCAGACAGCAAUAAUAUUCCCAAACAAUGAUCAUAGCAGCUAAUAACAUUUUGGGUGAGCGAGCCAACACCCAUUUGAAGUAUAAAAAGAGUGAGUUUUUGUCUAGAAGAUGUGAAUCGCCUGAGCAGACUUAACGUGAUCUCUACAUCCUUAGAUCUGCUCUGCAAGAAGUAACAUCAUGUCUCAUCACUCCAUCCUUGGUACCUCUGGACAAAAGCACUUCAGUUCCUGUUCAAUGGCUUCUCCUAAACAUGGCAGCUCUUACCACACAUUAUCUCACUCCUCCAAAUCAGCAGCUCAUGGUCAUAAGACACUGCAUUGCUUUAGCAGCAGAAGUGCCCAUAGUAUGGGUUCCAGGGGAAACAAUAUCUCAAUGGGAAGCUGCCAUUCUGGGAAAACUGGACACGGAUCUGGACAUGGAUCUGGGUAUGGAUCUGGUUUCAGUAUUGGAGGUAUUGGUUAUGGAUUUGGGGGAUCUGGUUGCUCUGGAGGUAUCAACAAUGUUACUGUGAACCAAGGUCUUCUGGCUCCUCUCAACCUGGAGAUUGACCCAAGCAUUCAGCGAGUGAGGACUGAAGAGAAGAAUCAGAUUAGAGGACUGAAUGACAAAUUUGCUUCUUUCAUUGAUAAGGUGAGAUAAUUUUAAUGAAUACGUGGACUAAAGAAAUAACUGAAUUUGUAGUAUGCGGAUGUGCUAUUCCUUCUUAAAACAUUUAUGCUGAUGGUUCUAACUGGUAUCAGUCAGUGUUUUUAUGUCUUAAUUUCAAGAGGUUAUGAGACAACAAAAUUAAGCUAUUUUGCAGUUUACAUCAAAAUAAUGUGCUUUCAGAAAUAUUUUUGCUGCAGAAGCCAAUGUCUACCAGUACCAGCACUCUUAUUUUUUUUUUUAUGAAUCAAAUAUUACCUAAUGCAAUCUAAGUAUGUGCAAUGUAAUUACAGCUAGAUCUACAAUAAGUAUUAACUAUUUCGUUAGGGUUUUAUCUAGAUAUGCUAUUAAAGAACGAGCUACUAGCUUCUGAAUGUUUUGGGAUAAAAAUAAUGUCUUGAGCAGGGUUAGGCAACCUUCAGCACUCCAGAUGUUGUGGAUUACAUUACCUAUAAUGCUCUUACAGUCAUAAUGCUGGCAAAGCAUCGGGGGAGAUGUAUUCCACAACAUCUAGAGAGCCAAAGGAUGCCUAUCUCUGGUCUAGAGACUUGCAUGGGUUACUAAAAUUUCUAUUGCAGUCUAAUAAUAUUAAUGAUAAUAAUAAAAAUACUAUUUUCAUUACAUGCUGAAAUAAGGCAUGCUUCUAUGUCACUUGUAGUACAGUUUGCACAUUUUCUAAGAUAUUAUUAGACACCUUGUCCUAGAUAUAUAUGAUGACUAACAAAAAGUAUAACAAUAUUUUUUUUUCUAGGUUAGAUUUUUGGAACAGCAGAAUAAAAUGCUGGAGACAAAAUGGUCUUUAUUACAAGAACAGAAAAGUGCCCACAUUCAGAUAGAACCACUGUUUGAGGCUUUUGUUGGUAACCUCAGGAGACAGUUGGAGAGUCUGGGAUGUGAAAGAGAACGUCUGGACUCAGAAAGGAACAAUAUGGAGCAAUCUGUGGAAGAACUAAGGAGAAGGUAUGCUGCUAUUUAGAUAGUUUAUAAUAUAAUAGAAUAAAUAAAUAUACUAAAUAAAUCCACUCGUACUGCAACAUCAUGGAGUUAUUCAGAUAUAUCAUAUAUAUCUGGGAAGAAAAUAAUAAAUGUCUUCAAUGUUUGUACAAAUUCCAAUUUCCAACACAUCAUUUGUCUAUAUUUUUGCAUGUGCUCUCUUAAAAUGUCUUACAGAGUCCAGUCCACUUUAAUAUUAUUAAGAAGAAAAUGUAAACUUCAAAGUUUCUUAAGAAAAAGCACCCUGUAUAUCUAGAAUUCUGUAUGCUUGUUAUUAAUGUUUAAUGUUCUAGAUAUGAAGAAGAAAUGAACAGACGCACAGCUGCAGAGAAUGAGUUUGUUGCAAUAAAGAGGGUGAGUGAUAUCAUACAUAAAUUGAAUCUAUAUGUAAAAGAAUAACAAAUAUAAACAUAUAUCUAUAAUUUUACUGUUACUAUGCAUUAAUCUAUUCUUCAGGAUGUAGACGCAGCUUUUAUGAAUAGAGCGGAAUUACAAGGAAAGGCUGAUUCCCUGACUGAAGAGAUCAGUUUCUUGAGGACUCUGUAUGAUGCGGUAAAUAUACUUUCACUUUUCUCUGUUGCUAAUUUGGAAAGAUUUAAUAUCCAUGACAUUUUACAAGGAAUGCAAAACAAAUAUGAAAUAUAUUUACGACCCCAAAUAUAUCUAAGUAUGUCAGAUUAGAAUGCCUUUAUGUUAAUACGUGAGAAAAUUGAUUUUUUUUACAACCAUGCCUCGUCUGUUCUUUGUAUCCUUAUAGGAAAUAGCCCAGCUCCAGGCUCAGAUCUCAGACACCUCAGUGGUUGUGUCUAUGGAUAACAGUCGGGACCUGGACCUGGAUGGAAUCAUUGCUGAGGUCAGAUCUCAAUAUGAGGACAUUGCUAACAGGAGCAGAGCUGAGGCGGAGGCCACAUACCAGUCACGGGUGAGUCUAUCCAAUUCAAAUCAUGCAGAUCAUUACCUAAAAAAAAAAAAAUGUUUCUAUACUAAUUUUUCUUUUGCCUGUGGCAGUUUGAGGAGCUUCAGACAGCGGCAGGAAGGAAUGGGAACAAUCUGCAGAGCAGCAGAGAUGAGAUCUGUGAAUUAAAUCGUGCAAUUCAGGGAUUGAGGGGAGAAAUCGACAAUGUGAAAGCACAGGUAAAACAUAUUGUACAUCAAGUAAGUCAACCAGGUAGUUGAAGAGAUAAAAUCAAAUAAAUUUAGAUUCAGCAAAAUAAGCACUUCAAUUGAUAUUGUUAACAUUUCCCAACUGUAUUCACUUUGAAACAGUUACAAUCAAAAACAGAAGUGUAACUACGAGUAAUAUAUUAAUGUAUAAAAACAUUUCAGCGCUCUGCACUUGAAUCUGCAAUAAAUGAAGCUGAGGAACGUGGAGAAUCUGCUGUCAGAGAUGCCAAGAACAAGCUUUCUGAGCUGGAAGGUGCUCUACAAAAAGCCAAGCAGGACAUGGCUCGCCAACUGCGAGAAUACCAGGAGCUCAUGAAUGUGAAACUAGCUCUGGAUAUUGAGAUCGCCACCUACAGGAAGAUGCUGGAAGGAGAGGAGGGCAGGUGAGUCCAAUAUCCUACUGAGAAUUAACUAGGUAUUAUGUUCCUAUAUGUUCUCAUCGAGUCUUUUAGCAGGUCAAAUUUUAAUAGCAAUCUCAUAAUGUCGAUCUCAACAUCUCAGUUCUUUAAUCUGCUCUUUAUUGUUUUAUUCUAUAAUAGUAAUCUACUGCAUCAAAUGUUAAUUUCUAAAACAAUGCACCUGUAUCAGACAUUUUAGCGGUACUUUCACUUCCUUUGAUUUGUAAUACAUGUUUACUUAGCAAUUAACAAAAAUGUCUUUGUGAGAAAGUUGUGGACAUAGCAACAAGCAUUAAAGGACAACUAGAAAAUUAGAAAGACAAAUAUUUUCUUUGAAUGUUCAAGGUACUCCUGGCUAUUUAGAUUCAUGCCCCCAUUUCUAACUAAAAUAAAAUAGUUUCACUUACCUUUAAUCCCAUUCCAUGACAGUCUUUAUAAGGUCGCGACUCCAUCCCUGUCUGAGAUCAUCAUUACUGAAUAUCUCUCAGGGAUAGCAUUCAGGGUCUACUGAGCACAUAGAUAUAGAUAUCUCCACACUGUGCCAAUCAGCAUCUCUUCAUAGAAAUGCAUUUUUCCAAUACAUCUUUAUGGAGAGCAUACAGCAUCUUCACGCACAGCAUGGGGAUUCUGAACAUCGGCCUUGCCAGGCUUGCAGCUUCUAAAGGAGCAAUGUAAACACUGCCUUUUCACAGACAAGGCAGUGUUUACAUCGUGGAAACUGCAGUGAAGUCUCAUUUCAUCUAAACACUAUAUUGAGUUGCAGUUAUUCUGGUGCUAAGAGUGCCCAUUUAAAAGAUAGAAUUAAAUUGUAUCUGGAUAUUAAAGGGACACUAUAGUCACUCAGACCACUUCAGCUCAAUGAAGUGCUCUGGGUGCAAUGUCCCUCAGGUUUUAACCCUUCACAUGUAAACUUAGCAGUUUCAGAGGAACUGCUAUGUUUACAUAGCAGUGUUAAUCCAACCUCUAGUGGCUGUUUUCCUGACAGCUUCUAGAGGCACUUCUGCGACGCUAGAUGCGAAAUUCGCAUCCAGCGUGCAGCGCGUCCAUAGGAAAGCAUUGAGAAAUGCUUUCCUAUAGACAGUUUGAAUGCGUGUGCGGCACUUGGGAGCUGAUGUCGUUGGGGGAGGAGAGGUCAGCAGUGCAGAGGGAGCCCGGCGCUGGAUAAAGGUAAGUGGCUGAAGGGGUUUUAACCCCUUUAGCACCAUGGGAGGGGGACCCUGAGGAUGAGAGUCCCCCAAUGAUUAUAUAGUGUCAGGAAAACGGGUUUGUUUUCCUGACACUAUAGUGAUCCUUUAAUUAUUGGUGCUACACCUCAUGUUGUCUUUAUUUAAAAUAACAUUUUUUUUUUAACAAAAGGAAUAUACUUUUUUUUGCAAAUUUGUAUUGGGUCAUGUGACCGGACUGUCUACAUGAUACCCUUUUAUAAGAUAUGGAUAUAUUUAUUUUGGUAUACAGGACUGAGGCCUCACAGGGAGCCAAAACAUUAUUUUUUCUUGGGGAUGACAGACUCCCAAUAAACUUUUGGCACAUACCAGCUGUUUUAACCUUUAUUCCAUACUGGUUGAAAAGUAGAACACGUAUUACAGAUGUAGUAACUCACUAAGGUUCUAAAAUAAAAAAAAACUAUACAUUUGAAACAGAAUUCCAAAUGUUAAAGAACUAUAAAUUUGAAAUCAAAUGCCAUUACAUUAUUGCCACUUAUUAUUUUGACCAAAUGUGAGAAAGUCAUUUAGUGCUAAACUAAUACUUUUUUGUUUGUUUUGUUUUAGGUUGACUGCACAUGACUCUGUUAAUAUAUGUAAGUGAGGCAAUAUUUAAACAAUUUAAUUAAAUGUUAGCAAAGACAUAUGCAUACAUAGAUUAAGCUUGUAACUCACUUGUUAACGUCACACCUUAAAGUCUGAAUAAGGUACACUGUCACUUUCCUCUUUCCAGUGUUAAAUUGAUCUAUACAUUGUUUUACACUGUAGGCAAUGUUAGUAACAAUUGCUGAUUAUCAUGUAACACACAAACACGUGUACAAUAUACAAAUGUGCUUAGUAAUAUGCUUACUCUAUACGUGUAACAGAUCUUAAUGUAAAAUUUUAAGUAAAAUUCAGACUAUAAUAAAACACAAUUUAAUAGUUAUUUUAAGAACUCUGAUUCUUCAAACUUUCUUUAAAUUAAAUGUUUUUUUUUUUAUAUUUGCUAAUUACCCCUUGUUAUCUAUUCUUCUCUAUAUAUUUCAUAUUUAUUAUAGACCUAAAAUGGCUGCUUCUUUGGUUGAAGAUUUCAGUCCAGUCAAGUACAAAUAGUUAACUUUCUACAUCCAUAUUUUUCAGCAAAUGUUUAACAUUCUACAUUCAUGUCUUUCAGCUGUGCUACAUUCUAGCACUGGAGGAAAAUCCAGCUCAGGAGGAAAGUCCCAUGGUACAAGUGAUCAUAAGGGAGGAUUCAGUGCAAGCAGUGGGAGAAGCUUUAGCCACCUUGGCAAAAGCAAACAUAGCUCUGGCCACGGACACCACUGCUAA
This is a messenger RNA of Pelobates cultripes (western spadefoot toad), 22476 nucleotides long. Lineage: Eukaryota; Metazoa; Chordata; Amphibia; Anura; Pelobatidae. The record is from the annotation of a GenBank genome assembly.